CCACUAGCUGUGCGUGGGCCUGUCGCCUGACGUAAUUGCGUCGACGCCAUUUUAGCCGGGCCCACUCCGCACUGGGCGUGGCGGCCAUUUUGUUUGGACUCGGAGCGGGAGUUGGCGGCAGCGGCUUGCGGUGGCACAGCCGGAAGGCAGGGCAGGGCAGGCCGGGCGCGCAGGCGGACCACCGAGCAGACAGCCGGCCGACAAUAACGAACUAACCUAGCAACCUACCGCUUACGCAUCUAACCAACCGCCCACCAAGCGAACCCGAGCCCCUCCGCCGUCAACUCAGGUUCGGCCGGCCCCCGGCCCGCCUGCCGCAGCCGUGGUGGCAGCCCCGGGAGGAGCACUGGCGUCCUUUUCCUGCGAUUACCGGGAUUUGAAGAUGGCUGCACCGUCAGCGCCGAAAGUUGUGCUAAAAAGCACCACCAAGAUGUCUCUAAAUGAGCGCUUUACUAAUAUGCUGAAGAACAAACAGCCGAUGCCAGUGAAUAUUCGGGCUUCGAUGCAGCAACAGCAGCAGCUAGCCAGUGCCAGAAACAGAAGACUGGCCCAGCAGAUGGAGAAUAGACCCUCUGUCCAGGCAGCAUUAAAACUUAAGCAGAAGAGCUUAAAGCAACGCCUGGGUAAGAGUAACAUCCAGGCACGGUUAGGCCGGCCCAUAGGGGCCCUGGCCAGGGGAGCGAUCGGAGGACGAGGCCUGCCCAUAAUCCAGAGAGGCUUGCCCAGAGGAGGACUCCGUGGGGGACGUGCCACGAGAACCCUGCUGAGGGGCGGGAUGUCGCUCCGAGGUCAAAACCUGCUCCGAGGUGGACGAGCCGUAGCUCCCCGAAUGGGCUUAAGAAGAGGUGGUGUCCGAGGUCGUGGAGGUCCUGGGAGAGGGGGCCUAGGGCGUGGAGCUAUGGGUCGUGGAGGAAUCGGUGGUAGAGGUCGGGGUAUGAUAGGUCGGGGAAGAGGGGGCUUUGGAGGACGUGGACGUGGACGUGGACGAGGGAGAGGUGGCCUUGCCCGCCCUGUACUGACGAAGGAGCAGCUGGACAACCAGUUGGAUGCAUACAUGUCGAAAACGAAAGGACACCUGGAUGCCGAGUUGGACGCCUACAUGGCACAGACAGAUCCUGAAGCCAAUGAUUGAAGCCUGUCUGCCAUCCUGCGAGAGACUCUUGUUCAAGUGACCAGGCUGUACAUAACCUCCAGGUGACCCGACUGACGCUGGAAGGACCUACCACAACAGGCUGUGGACUUGCUGCCACCAGUUUGUGCGUUCAGUGUGUUCCUUUUACAUUUUGAUACUAUGUUGUAUGAAACCCUUUUUCCCCCAGACUUGGAUUGUUUUAUUGUUUGGGGGUUUUGUUUGUUUGUUUGUUUGUUUUUCCCUUCACCCACACUUCUUUUUGAAUCUGAGUAUGUCAGCCUUGUGGCUAGGACACCCUUUUCUCCGCUCUGCUUCCCCUCACCUGUCAUUGUUCUGACAUUCUAACAUUUCCGGAAAAGUCCCAGAAAGAGCCCGUCAGGGUUCCUCCCUAAUACCCCGGUUCCGUGAGCCACACUUCUGUUGUACCUACAUCGCAGACUAGGCCUCUGGGAAGUGUUCAGAAAAUGGAGUUCAGAAAUGCCUCCUGCCCUGUGCAUAUUGUAGUCAAGUAGGAACGUUGACCUGGUUCCAGGGCCAUGCGACAGGUCACGUGAAAGCAGCUGUGAUUGGACUGACAUGGCGACCGUGUCCAUUGACAGCAGUGACGUGCGCUGGGUUGGGCGUGUGCACUUUUCCUGCCCUAGAAUAAUACUGCUCGCUUGUCUCGUCUUUGCAUGGUGUCCUAGGGGGUACUGUUGGGUUGGAUGAACACCUGCGCUGGGGGAAACGUCAUCGGUGAAGGGAUGGGGGUGGGAGAACGAUGGCAGAUGCCUCCGGGCGGGCUCAGGAGAGACCCAUGCGAAUACUGUUCCCCUUCGUGCUGCUCUCAGACCAGUCUUGGGUUUCCCCGUACGUUGGCUUUGUUUGACCCUGUUUCUCUUGAAGGUUUAAGUUCAGCCAUAUUCUGUCAGCUGUUCCAAUUUCAGUGGAAUCUUGUAUUUCUGGUUUAUUAUAACAAGAAAGCGUUCUCUCAAA
Messenger RNA from Rhinolophus ferrumequinum (greater horseshoe bat), 2107 nucleotides. RefSeq names its product chromatin target of PRMT1 (gene CHTOP). The transcript has 6 exons. The record is from RefSeq and is a predicted model, not a curated record. Lineage: Eukaryota; Metazoa; Chordata; Mammalia; Chiroptera; Rhinolophidae. The coding region runs from base 383 to 1132 and encodes 249 amino acids.